AUGGGGCUGGGGGCUGCGAUGGCGCUGGGCGACCCGCCGGCGGACUACGCCUCCAUCGCGGCGGUGGGGCUGUUCGUGGCGCUCAUGUGCGUCUGCAUCAUUGUCGGCCACCUCCUCGAGGAGAACCGCUGGAUGAACGAGUCCAUCACCGCGCUCUUCAUCGGGCUGGGAACUGGAGCGGUGAUCCUGUUGGCGUCCAGCGGGAAGCACUCGCGCGUGCUCCAGUUCAGCGAGGACCUCUUCUUUAUUUACCUGCUGCCGCCCAUCAUAUUUAAUGCAGGGUUCCAAGUGAAGAAGAAACAGUUCUUUCGAAACUUCAUUACUAUUACACUGUUUGGUGCAGUUGGCACCUUGAUCUCUUUUACUGUGAUAUCCCUUGGCGCUCUAGGACUAGUAUCAAGGCUUAAUAUUGGCGCACUUGAGCUUGGAGACUAUCUCGCACUUGGGGCAAUAUUCUCGGCCACAGACUCGGUUUGCACCUUGCAGGUGUUAAGCCAAGAUGAGACACCCUUCUUGUACAGCCUCGUGUUUGGUGAAGGUGUUGUCAAUGAUGCAACUUCUGUUGUGUUGUUCAAUGCAAUCCAGAACUUUGAUCUUGGAAAUAUCAGUGGUGCCAAAUUACUGGACUUUAUUGGCAGUUUCCUUUAUCUGUUCGGCGCCAGCACCAUUCUUGGAGUAGCUUCUGGACUUCUUAGUGCUUAUAUCAUUAAGAAGUUGUACUUUGGCAGGCACUCAACCAAUCGUGAAGUCUCCAUUAUGAUGCUAAUGGCUUAUUUAUCUUACAUGCUAGCCGAAUUGCUUGAUUUGAGUGGCAUUCUCACAGUGUUCUUCUGCGGCAUCGUAAUGUCACACUAUACCUGGCACAAUGUAACAGAAAGUUCCAGGGUCACAACCAAGCAUGCCUUUGCAACAUUGUCAUUUAUCGCCGAGACUUUUCUGUUUCUCUAUGUUGGUAUGGAUGCAUUGGAUAUAGAGAAGUGGAAGAUCGUCAGUCAAACUUAUAGCCCAAUAAAGUCUAUUGCUUUGAGCUCCACCAUUUUAGCCUUGGUGCUGGUUUCAAGAGCUGCUUUCGUUUUCCCACUAUCCUUUCUAUCAAAUUUGACCAAAAAAACUCCAAAUGGAAAGAUCUCUUUCAGGCAGCAAGUUAUUGUUUGGUGGGCGGGUCUCAUGAGAGGUGCUGUGUCCAUUGCAUUGGCUUACAAUAAGUUCACAAGAUCAGGCCAUACUCAGCAACCUAGCAAUGCUAUCAUGAUCACAAGCACAAUCAGUGUUGUUUUUCUCAGCACAAUUAUCUUUGGGCUACUGACAAAGCCACUGAUCAGGCUCUUGAUCCCACCAAGGCACCUAUCCAGGGAAGCAAGCGCCCUUUCCGAACCAUCCAGCCCGAAGUCUUUCUUUGAGGAGCUAGCCGCAAACAGCCCUGGUCUCCCGGAUCUUGAGAAUGGCACAAGCCUACCCCGCCCGACAAGCCUCCGUUUGCUCCUAGCGAGCCCGGCACGGUCGGUCCACUAUUACUGGCGCAAGUUUGACAACGGUUUCAUGAGGCCCGUGUUUGGCGGCCGCGGCUUCGUCCCCUUCGUCCCUGGUUCGCCGACUGAGAGCAGCAUGCCGCUGCUUCCUGGCAAUGAGAACUGA
Miscanthus lutarioriparius is the source of this 1635-nucleotide messenger RNA. The record is from the annotation of a GenBank genome assembly. NCBI's taxonomy places the organism in Eukaryota, Viridiplantae, Streptophyta, Magnoliopsida, Poales, Poaceae.